CCCCCACCCCAUCCCGCGCUCCUCAACCGCCUUUGAGCUGCGUCUUUUUCUUGAUGGUGUUGCUGUGGAUACGAGGGUGAUACUAGAGAUGGCUUCUGCGCUGGGGUCAGGUUGCCUGACCCACUUCUGGCGAUACUGGACCAUCCUUUGGUCUCGCUUGGCUUCUUCAGCCAAUGUCUCCGAGUUCUCGGAAGAUAAACAGCGGAAUAGGAAAAGGAAAAGAGAUGGAAACCAAGAAGACAACCAUCACUACUUCCAUUCCAAAAGGACUCGGAGAAACCUUCUCUUUCAGGAUUCUCAAGAUAAAGAGUAUUCAAGCAGUGUUACUGAAAGGAACAUCAGCAGCAUUCAUAGCCCAGAGAGAGCAGGUGGACCAGAAAGCAACAUAAAUCGGAUUGCUGCUGAACACGACCUGAGCACCUGUCAGUUCUUGUAUGAGGAGAAUAUGCUGUCCCAAGGUCCUUACUGCCAAAUCAAUCAGAUCUUGAAGGAAGCUCACUUCUACAGCUUACAGCAGCGAGGACAGCCCCCAACCUGAUGAACUAGGAGCCCCUUAUUCCAACUUAAAAUGUGUUUAUAAAAGCAAUUGCAUACACACGAAAAAGAUCUUUUGAGGUUUCUGUCUGUAUUUUAAUGACAGGCUUAUGGGCCAAUUUUGUUGCACCCAUGCAAUUUCAAAAAGGCUUUAAUAAAAUGCUUAUGAUAUUCUUUUCAA
Messenger RNA from Ictidomys tridecemlineatus (thirteen-lined ground squirrel), 715 nucleotides. RefSeq names its product VCP nuclear cofactor family member 2 (gene Vcf2). NCBI's taxonomy places the organism in Eukaryota, Metazoa, Chordata, Mammalia, Rodentia, Sciuridae. The record is from RefSeq and is a predicted model, not a curated record.